CUCGAAUCCACGCUGCCAAACGACCCUUGGCCCGGCCGUGAUCCGGCCCGUGACGCUUUUGCCUUUGAUUUUCAUUAAUCGCGGAGACCAAUUCGCUGUCUCCACAAAAAACCUCCCGCUCUGAGCUUCGCUAGAGCUUUAAUGGCGGAUCAUCUGCAACGAUUCUCGUUUAUUUCUUCCCAUCAGAUCCUUUAAUGGCGUCUCGUCGAUCGAUUCUCUUCUUCUCAUUCUUCCUUCUCCUAUCUCAGAGUUUCGUCGCUCCGAUUCUUGCCAGAUCGAACGGAGGAGAAGAAGAGGAGUUCUGGGAGGAGUUGCUUUUGAGGCCUUUGCCAGAUCGGAAGGUCUUAGCUCACUUCCAUCUCGAGAGCACAUCUCCCCCCACCAACACCUAUGGGCCCCACCACCGGAUCUUCCCCAAGGCCGUUUAUCAGUUGGUCCAUAAAUUUCGAGUUCGGGAAAUGGAGUUGUCAUUCACACAAGGUCGUUGGAACUAUGAGCGCUGGGGUGGGUUUGACCCCAUGCCAAGCAGCAACGCCAAGCCCCCUGGCGUUGAGCUUUGGGCCAUCUUUGACGUCCCACUUGAUCAGGUAGAUGCAACCUGGAAGAAUCUGACUCAUGCUCUUUCGGGUCUUUUCUGCGCUUCUAUCAAUUUCCUAGAGUCUUCUACUGCUUAUUCUGCUCCAGAUUGGGGUUUCCAAUCACAUUCGGGCAAUUUGAGAUAUGGUGCAUUGCCCCGAGAAGCCGUCUGCACUGAGAAUCUCACUCCAUGGUUGAAGCUGCUUCCUUGUAGAGACAAAGCUGGGCUUGCUGCGAUAAUGGACAGGUCAUCUAUCUACAGAGGAUACUAUCAUUCACAACGAUUGCGAUUGAUUUCGACCGAAUUUGGUCUGGAAGAGGGAGUGGGUGGAGGCAUUGUACUUGAACAGACGCUGACUGUUGUGCUCCAACCCAGUGUCCGAAGAACCGUGACAGCUUAUUCUAGUGAGAGAUCUUUGCAGCCAAGUUGGUCCCUUAGUUCAUUGUUUGGAAGGAAGGUGACUGGACCGUGUGUUAUUGCAAAGUCUAGCAGUGUAUUUCUUGAACUAGAGAGGGGCUUAGUCAUGGAACUAGAGAAGAUGGGAAUGGAGAAUGGAAGAUUUGAAGCCGAUCCAAGCUUUGAAUUACCUGCUAUUCCGGACAAGCUGAUUAGAGAAGUGGAGAACUUGCAUGGUCAAAGCUCUUCUAUUAUUUAUGAGUUCUCUGUUGACAAUUACAGCAGUCAUAAGCCUCUUGAUAUGGGUAUUACAUGGAAGCUUCCUGUAAUGUGGUCAUGCCUUCAAGCACCAUUCCAUGUGAGCAGGUUUUUAAUGGGAAGUGGGAAUGAAAGGGGUUCGAUAGCUCUUUCUCUGAAGCCUACACAGUUACAUGGUGGGUUAUUGGAUGGUGAGAUUGCAUCUCCAAUGUCAAAUGGGGAUGGGUGUACAGUACGAGCUGUCAUUUUCCAGGUUGUGCCCUGGUAUGUUAAAGUUUAUUACCACACUCUACAAAUGUUUAUAGAUGGACAGCCCCAGGCAGUCUCAGAUGUGGUUGAAAAGAUGCAUGUCUCACCCUCAGAAGAUAAAGUUUCGCCUGGAGUGAUGGAAAUGGUACUUAGAAUCCCUUGUGACAUGCAGUCAGCUGCACUAACUAUAGAUUUUGAUAAGGGUUUUCUACACAUUGAUGAAUAUCCACCAGAUGCUAAUCAGGGAUUUGACAUUCCUUCUGCUGUAAUCAGCUUUCCUGACUUCCAAUCAACCAAACAUUUUCUUGAGGAGAACUCUAGCAAGUCACUGAUGUUAUUAAAAUUUCAGGAAAACAAUCUUGUGCGUUCCUACACAGAAGUACUGCUUGUGCCUUUGACCACACCUGAUUUUAGCAUGCCUUACAAUGUCAUCACAUUCACGUGCACUGUUUUGGCCUUAUAUUUUGGGUCUCUGCUCAAUGUUUUACGGAGGCGAGUUGGUGAGGAGGAAAGAUUCUUUAAAAGCAAAGCUGCCAUGAGGCCUGGGCUGAUCCCGCAGCUCCUGUCCAAGCUGUCUGCCAAGCUAAGAGGAAGGCCACAGGAACCGCCCCUGCUGUCACCGUCAUCAUCAUCUAUCUUCAGCCCUAAGCUAUUAUUCAAAGUCAUAUUAGUAGCUGCAGUUGCAGUCGGUUGGCAUUAUUAUUCGAACGAAUGAUCAUUGAUGCUAAUUUGGCAAGGCAUAUCCUUUUCUUGUACAAUGAAAUUUUGUAAUUUUCCAUAGAUGGUUAGAAAUGGAUGUCCGGUGAAAUACAAUGAACGGCGCAGAAACAAGUUAUA
Molecule: messenger RNA, 2317 nt
Organism: Magnolia sinica
Lineage: Eukaryota; Viridiplantae; Streptophyta; Magnoliopsida; Magnoliales; Magnoliaceae
Exons: 5
Coding region: 195-2195 (666 amino acids)
Biological process (GO): attachment of GPI anchor to protein
Cellular component (GO): GPI-anchor transamidase complex
Source: RefSeq, a predicted model, not a curated record